Molecule: messenger RNA, 1600 nt
Organism: Penicillium subrubescens
Lineage: Eukaryota; Fungi; Ascomycota; Eurotiomycetes; Eurotiales; Aspergillaceae
Product: alpha/beta hydrolase
Exons: 4
Coding region: 146-1078 (310 amino acids)
Cellular component (GO): membrane
Molecular function (GO): palmitoyl-(protein) hydrolase activity
Source: RefSeq, a predicted model, not a curated record
CCUGAAACAUCUCCUCUGGGGAACCUGCCUAUCCAUUUGAUCAAUCCAAGUCAGAAUCACUAGAAGAACAUCCGCACGGUUGACUCAUUCUUGCCCUGCCGCCACACUUCCUCCCGCUCGAUUUCGGCGACAACAACACAUCAUCAUGUCCGACUCCCCUCCGCCGCCCUCAUCGUGGAGCAUAGGCAACAUGACCAACAGCGCCGUACAGUUCCUCCGACUACCCGUUCUAGCAUCAUCCGGCCUGGCAGUGGUCGCAAGUGGCCUCCUAUACUUUAAGCAGAAUGAAUUGAUAUACCCCCGCAACGUCCCCGUCGAUGCGCGCACGAACGUCCCCAGUCCCCGACAAUUCGGCAUAACCGACUUUGAAGAUCUGCAAAUCCCAACUCCCGAUGGCGAAACGCUGCAUGCGUUUUUCCUGCGCCCGCCCAAGAGUCGUUAUCGGCGCAAUCUAACAGUGAUAAUGUUCCACGGCAACGCAGGAAAUAUCGGGCACCGAGUGCCGAUCGCCAAGGCGAUGCAAGAUACACUACACUGUAAUGUGCUGUUGCUUGAAUAUCGCGGGUAUGGCAUGUCUACGGGUAUGCCUGACGAGGCUGGCUUGAAGAUCGAUGCGCAGACUGGACUCGACUAUCUGCGACAGCGGGCCGAGACAAGGGAUGACAAGAUUGUUGUUUACGGGCAGAGUCUGGGUGGUGCGGUUUCUAUCAAUCUUGUUGCGACCAAUCAAGAUCAGGGUGAUAUUGGGGGUCUGAUUUUGGAGAAUACUUUCUUGAGUAUUCGCAAACUCAUCCCUAGUAUCUUCCCGCCAGCACGGUAUUUGGCUCGUUUGUGCCAUCAGUACUGGAUAAGCGAGGACGUGCUACCAAAGAUCUCCAAGGUGCCGGUCCUCUUUCUUAGUGGAUUGAAAGAUGAGCUCGUGCCUCCAUCUAAUAUGACCCAACUAUUCGCCGUGUGCAAGUCAGAAACCAAGAUCUGGCGCACACUACCAAAUGGAGGCCACAAUGACUCCGUGGCCGAACCCGGCUACUUUGAACAUAUUCACUCCUUCGUUACGGAGGAGGUUUUGAGCAAGUAGACAGCGAGCCGAACCUUUUGAGCGAUCCUCCGCGGUCAACUACAUUGGUCUCCAGUCCCCGUCCAGCCUCUUAUCCUUCAACUACAUCAAUGAUACCCACACUAUUGCAAUCGACGACAGAUAUUCUCUACCGUCACUCAUCCAGUCGGUCCUGACCGACUUGAGCCCCCGCUGCUUGUUACAUACAUAUCCAACUCGACCAAGCCACCAAUCAUCUUCGAGUCAUUAUCCCUACCUACUCCCAGUCUAUCUUAUCCCCACAGCACGGGGAUCUCUACCGGCGUCAUCAUCCAUGGAAUACAAGCGAUGAACCUUUUUGUGACAUACGGUGUUGGCACUUUGUUUUUAAUCCACUUGUUUUUUAUCACUGCUCAAGCUAUUUCUAUGCGUGGGAAGGAUAUGCUUUUCUCGGGUUCUGUAUUCUUUGCAUUUCAGAUAGGGACGGAAGUUGAGUUUCCCUCUAUUAUGCAUGUAUCAUUUUGACUAUUACCAUUGCAAUGUUCAACCAAUAGCAUAUUUCAA